AUGACUGCUGCCGACGCCGAGCAUGUGCGCGGGGCGCUAUCGCUCAUUCAAGAGACAAACCUGCCACAUCUCCUGGGCCCGCUACUCUGCGCCUUCGUCGAAGAAGCCCUGGACCCCGGCCUGGCGGCUAUCUACAUCGAGCACAACUACGACCAAAGCCGCUGGAACCACUGGGUCUUCUUGACCCAUGCCGACUUGAAUCUUCGAAACAUUCCGGCGCUAUUCGAAUCCCUCAAGUACAAUGAUAUGGCGCGCCGGCUCAUUCACAACGUCUCCAAGGCAUUUGAAGACUACUCAAAAGAAGUUGAAGUUGAGAAGCGGAGCUGGGAAGAACGCGACAACAUUUAG
Messenger RNA from Hirsutella rhossiliensis, 348 nucleotides. RefSeq lists its product as uncharacterized. The transcript is spliced from 3 exons. The record is from RefSeq and is a predicted model, not a curated record. Lineage: Eukaryota; Fungi; Ascomycota; Sordariomycetes; Hypocreales; Ophiocordycipitaceae. The coding region runs from base 1 to 348 and encodes 115 amino acids.